AUGUUUUCUGAACAGGGAAAAAUUCUUUCUUCAACAAAAUUACGAAAAGCUUUGCAAUCUAAUGAAAAUGAUGUCUUAAUAUGGGAUGUUUAUAAAGAAUUGGUUAAAGAGGGAAAUUUAGAACAUAUUGAUACUAAAUAUUUAAAUAGGCUAUUGAGAGCAAUCAAAGACUUGAACCAUGAUGCAAAAAGCAGACUUGAUAAAUUUUUAACAAUUUAUAAUGAUUUGAAAGAAACAAGGAAUAAAAAAAUCAGUUUAAUUCAUUUCAAUUAUUUGAUAAAAGCAUUUUUUGAAAAUGGAAAUUUGAAAAAGGCUAAAGAACUUUUUGAUGAAUUUAUUUUAACCUCAUUCGAUGAUGAACAUGUGGGAAAAAAUUCAUUGGAGCAUUGUAAAAUAAUUAAUAUGAUGAUACUUGGGCUUGGAAGUCCAAGAUAUAUCUUAAACAAUGAAAAUCAAAAGAUUAAAAAUCUUGGAAAUCUUCAAGAAGUUACAAAAUUAUAUACUUUGAUGCAAGAUAAGAAUAUUACACCUAAUGGUGAUACAAAAUCUAUAGUGAAAAUCGUUUUCAAAAGAAAUUUUGACUAUGAUGAAAGUGAAACAUUGUCAUGGUUUAAUGAAUUAAUGGAUAAAGGAAAACUAGACGCAGGAUUAAUAAAAGAGGUGGUGAUUAUACUUUCAAAUAAAAAGAAAUUCAAUGAAGCAAUUAAGAUCUUAGACAAGAUGAAAUCAUUAAAAAUAAAAUAUGAUCCUAUUAUAUACACCAACUUGAUAGAAAAUUUGACUUCAGAAAAAAUGUUUGAUGUUUCAGAGAUUUUACUUAAAGAAAUGAUAAAACAAAAUUUUAAACUUGAUAUCACUUUAUAUAACACUAUGAUAAGAUAUUAUCAUCAAACAGAAAAUUAUGUCAAAGCAUUUGAGGUGAUUGAAAAUAUGUUGGAAAUGAAAGUUGAUCCAAACUUUAAUACAUUCAGAGAAGCUUUCCAUAUGUAUGCUAAAAUGAAUAAAGUUUCACAAACAAUAGGGAUGAAUGAAAUGGAAAAACCAGAUAAAUAUAUCUAUUCAUCAAUGUUUGAUUUAUUUUCAAAUAUUAAAGAUACAAAAAUAACAGAUAGGACUUUUAAUCAAAUGAUUGAAGAAGAGGUAGAUCCAAACACAGUAACUUAUGACAGUAUGAUACAUGGAGAUGGGCAUGCAAAUGAACUGCAUAAGUCGGUUGAAACUUAUAAAAAAACAUUGGAUGAGGGUGUAAAGCCAGACGUGCAAACAUAUAAUGAAGCAAAAGAAAUCAUCAACCAAAUGACAAAAAAGGGGUCUGACUACAAACUGCAACCUAUAAUUAUUGAUGAAUCAAAUGUUGAUAUUUACACAGUACUUGUAUAUACACAUUAUAUAAAAAUUGGUGGAUUUGAAAAAACAAAAAUUUAUCAAAGUAUGAUUAACAGAAAUAUUAAUCCAACAUAUGCAAUAGUAACAUUUGUUGUUUUGAUAGAAGACGUUCAAGCCAAAAAGGUUAAAUCCAGUCUUAUGUUGUUUGAUUCACCUGAAUUGUCAGCAUAUUUAUUGUCUCUACCAGAACCACCACAUAAUUUUGUACUUUCAAUUGUGAUGGAAAAGAAUGAAUGGAAUCAACUUGAAAAGGAUGUUUGA
Messenger RNA from Entrophospora candida, 1647 nucleotides. The record is from the annotation of a GenBank genome assembly. Lineage: Eukaryota; Fungi; Glomeromycota; Glomeromycetes; Entrophosporales; Entrophosporaceae.